AUGUCAGUUUUAGAGGACAUGGCCUGCUUUAAACGUAAUGGCGACAUUGAGUCUCUUAAAAAAUCUUUGGAGCAAGCAGUGGCGAAAUUUCUCUCGGAAACAGCGAAGUCGCGAGCAGCCUCUAGCUACUACAAAGAUAUUUAUUUCGCAGGCCAAAAUAAAACUACAGAAGAGAUCUGCACUAUUGUGAACAAUUUGGAGUACGUGCGUCGAUCGCUUGCUGAAUACGAUGACGAGCACAUGACGGAACACAUGAGCACGGCCACAGACGAGAGCGCCCGUCAACUAGUCCGCGGCGCGUUAGGAACGCUGGACGCGCGUUCAACACGCGCGGCUGCACCACUCUCAGCGCGCGCAAGACCGCCAUUACGAAAAGCAGUCUUCCAUCUAGCUUGGUCGCCUGAUACUCUCCCGACAACACAGGCUAUCACUCCUCUACUGGAGUUUCUGGACCAGCAUCUAUCUUCGCUCAAUACAUGGCUGCUGCCGCGGGCAUUCACUAGAGCUCUGGCCGGGUGCUGGAGUGCCGUCCUGAAGGAGGUGUCAUCACAGGCCGACGCCGGCGGCGCCGAAAGACCUAGGGUGUACCACCACAGGCUUAGAGAAGCCUUGGACUUGCUAGCUGAUUUCUUUCACGCGGAGGGCAAAGGUCUACCGAUGCACGAAGUCCAUAAUAUGGAAUGGGGUCGCGUGGAACAGCGAAUGCAAUAUCAUCAGGCGCCCACUGAAGAACUCCUCGAGAUAUGGUUAGCCGAUAGACUGGCAGAACAAAUGAGAACACCUUUACCAUCGCCGUAUGGUUCUAUUCUUGUCAGGGUUUAUUUCAACCACGAUUCGCUUUGCGUUGAGGUGCUAUCGGCCCGUGACGUAAUCCCCCUUGAUCCAAACGGGUUGAGCGAUCCAUUCGUUGUCCUGGAACUACUACCUAAACGGCUCUUCCCAAAAGCGCACGAGCAGAGCACUAAUGUGCAAAAGAAAACGCUGAACCCCAUCUGGGACGAGUGCUUCGAGUUCACCGUGUCGCUGGAGUCGUGCCGGUCGCCCCAAGCGGCGCUGUCUUUAUCCGUAUGGGACCGAGACGUACUGACGGCGGACGACUUUGCGGGAGAGGCUUUCGUGGCGCUCGCGCGGGUGCCCGGCGUCAACAGCCACGCUCCGCCGGACCCGCUGCGCCCGCUUGAGCUGCCGCUGAUGCAGCUCCAUGAUCGGAAUCACCCCAUCUUGCAAAUACUGGAGUCCCGAACAACCGACAAGAUGGCUAUAGAUUUCGUCAAGAAACAAAAGUUAAGGUUUGCUGAGCAGUAA
Chilo suppressalis (striped riceborer) is the source of this 1305-nucleotide messenger RNA. NCBI's taxonomy places the organism in Eukaryota, Metazoa, Arthropoda, Insecta, Lepidoptera, Crambidae. The record is from the annotation of a GenBank genome assembly.